AUGCCGUCGGUGCCGCUGAAAGUGGCGGUGGUGUGCUCCAGCAACCAGAACAGAAGCAUGGAGGCACACAACAUCCUCAACAAGCGGGGAUUCAGCGUCCGGUCUUUUGGAACAGGGACCCAUGUGAAGCUCCCGGGGCCAGCGCCUGACAAACCAAAUGUUUACGAUUUCAAGACCACGUAUGACCAGAUGUACAAUGACCUCCUUCGGAAAGACAAAGAUCUCUACACACAGAACGGCAUAUUACAUAUGCUAGACAGAAACAGGAGGAUCAAGCCUCACCCAGAAAGGUUCCAGAGCUGCAGAGAUGUAUUUGAUCUGAUUGUUACCUGUGAAGAGAGAGUGUACGAUCAGGUGGUGGAAGAUCUGACUUUCAGAGAGCAGGAGACCUGCCAGCCAGUGCAUGUGAUCAACGUUGACAUCCAAGACAACCUUGAAGAGGCCACUCUGGGAGCGUUCCUCAUCUGUGAGCUAUGCCAGUGCAUCCAGCACACCGAGGAUAUGGAGAAUGAUAUCGAUGAACUGCUACAGGAGUUCGAGGAAAAGAGCGGCAGAGCCUUUCUGCACACUGUCUGCUUCUACUGA
This is a messenger RNA of Nyctereutes procyonoides (raccoon dog), 585 nucleotides long. RefSeq names its product RNA polymerase II subunit A C-terminal domain phosphatase SSU72-like. Gene Ontology annotation, biological process: termination of RNA polymerase II transcription. Bases 1 to 585 code for a protein of 194 amino acids. The transcript has a single exon. Gene Ontology annotation, cellular component: nucleus; mRNA cleavage and polyadenylation specificity factor complex. The record is from RefSeq and is a predicted model, not a curated record. Gene Ontology annotation, molecular function: RNA polymerase II CTD heptapeptide repeat phosphatase activity. NCBI's taxonomy places the organism in Eukaryota, Metazoa, Chordata, Mammalia, Carnivora, Canidae.